Molecule: messenger RNA, 2005 nt
Organism: Camelina sativa (false flax)
Lineage: Eukaryota; Viridiplantae; Streptophyta; Magnoliopsida; Brassicales; Brassicaceae
Cellular component (GO): Golgi apparatus; endoplasmic reticulum
Source: RefSeq, a predicted model, not a curated record
CAGUUGGAUCGUGAUGCUGAGGCUUUGAAAAUGAAGGCGAAUUCCAGUCAAUUGCGCAUGAAUCCAAACUUUUACAUUGCUAGAUCGUGCUUCACUCUGGGUUCUUGUCUAACCUCCAACGCAGUACUAAACAGCCAGAAUCUCGGUUCUUUAUUGUGCAAGAUCACAUGGAUUCAGGUUUUAUGUACUUGAAGACCUCUUCCUAUACAAUUAAACUUGGUGAUAUUAUAUUUGAUGGAUGUUUGAUGAGAUUCAUGCCUUGAAGCCAUUCAAAGUUGCCGCUGAUCUCUUGGCCAAGAAAGAUGAUUGACCUUCAUUAUAUGAUAGGUGCAUGUUGGCCUUGGAAGAUACAUAGCACAAGGAGCCAAGUGAAGAUCCCCCAGCAAUUUCAGGCAAGAAACUUACGAGUUACGAAACCGAUCGAAUCUGUGAAACCAGCCAACAACAAGAUGGAGGAGGAGAGGAAGCCGAAAGUGUCUUUUCCCGAAGCUGUUGCAAAGAUCGAUCCUUCAGAUCUUGCGGCUAACCUUGUCGAUAUAUCGAAACUGCAUGGGUUUCAACCGGAGGUUCAGCUAUUGAAAUUUGUCGAGUACCUUGGGAUAACACUUUCCGAUGUGCAAUUUCCAUGGGUGAACAUGUUCAACGACUCUCCUUUCCCCAAGCUGAUCCAUCUCAUCCAUGUCCCAUUAUCUCAGAUUCCUCAUCCUGUCUACAAAACAUCAGUGGAUUGGAUCAACCGAUUCCGUAUUACGACACUCGCUGCCUUUGUAAUGUGGGCGUCUAAACAUAUCCUCACUUGUUUGGAAGAAGCCAAACAACAAGCAGAUCAUCCCAAAGGCGCUGGUGGGGAGAUUGAUGCUGCGCAACAACCUCCUCCUAAAUCCAAAUCUAAGGUAGCAAUAUUUGUUGCAUUAGCAAUGGUAUUGCGUAAGAAGCCUAAAGCUUUGGCUAUUGUAUUGCCGGCUAUGAGGGUUAGGCGUAAGUAUCUGGGACAGGACAAGCUUCCCUUUAUAGUUUGGAUGAUGGCUCAGGCCUCCCGAUAUAGUUUAGCUGUAGGCUUGUUUUCAUGGGUGCGUAACUUGUUACCACUAGUCGAUACCUACUCUCCUCAGUCAACAGAUCUCAUCAUGCAGUUGGUUGAGAAAAUUUUGUCGAAUCCAAAAGCUCGGGCUUUACUUGUAAAUGGAUCUGUUGCAAAGAGAUCACCACGGGUGAUUCCACCUCCUUCAUUUGAGAUCUUGCUAAGGCUUACUUUCCCUGUUUCAUCCGCAAGAGUAGAGGCUACAGAGAGGUUUGAGGCAAUUUAUCCCUUGUUGAAGGAUGUGGCUCUUGCCGGUAUACGAGGAAGCGAAUUAAUGAAACAAGUGACUGAAGAAAUGUUCACUCUUUCUUUGAAAUUAGCUGGAGAAGAAGGAAACCCUCCUUUAGCCAAGGAAGCUACAACAAUCGCUAUCUGGUCAUUGACAGAAAAUGUAGAUUGCUUCAAGCUCUGGGAAAGGCUCUAUUAUACGAAUAAAGAAGCUAGUGGUGCUCUUCUUAAAAGGCUUGUAGGCGAAUGGAAGGAUCAUUACCCCAAACUAUCAUCAUCUCCGGGUGAUAAACUCACUCUCAAUAGAACUAUGUUGAACUUCAUGCUAAUGAACGAAAAAGCCAUCACUGAAGGAGGAGGAGGAGGAGCCAAUUGUUCUCUUUACAAAGAAGCUCACAAGUCCUGCAUAGUGAUCUCGGAAAGACUCUCCCGUGGAAGUGGCUGCCUCAAAGGUGUAGUCAUUGCUGCUGUGGUUCUAGUUGCUGCAGUUUUACUUUCUUUCAACCUGGAGGCUACAUCCGUGCUGCAGAAGCUGGUGGUUUUAAAUGCAAUCAUCAAAACUUUGACGAACUAAAUAAGAGAGAAAUAUCAUUGUCCUUGCUUUUGCUAUAAUAAAUUUGUGAAUACUCCCUCCAAAUAUAAGAUUUUUUGUGUAAAAGAUUAAUACUAUUAAACUAACCUAAAGUUGCGUUUCUA